AUGCAAUAUGCCUACACGGCCACCAACGACGGGCUGUGCCUCGCUCUACAGACCUCUCUCCCGCUAGAAGACCUCCCCAGCUCCGGCCCCGGCUCCGCGUCCGACCCCCGCCGCAAGACCUGCAUCCUCCUCAUGCACGGCUUCAGCGGCAGCUCGGCCUACUUCACGCGCAACUACGCUGCCCUCUCCGAAUCUCACUGGGUCGUCGCCCCAGACAUGCGCGGCCACGGCGCCUCGGGCCGGUGUAAAGGCGGCUACCACGUCGCCCGCCUCGCCGCCGACCUGCGCAGCAUCCUCGUGCGCCUGCGACUGAGCCAGCCGGACGUGCGCAUCGUGCCCGUCGGCUGCUCGAUCGGCGCCGCCGUGCUGUGGACGUACGUCGAGCUGUUUGGCGACGACGAGUUCGCCGGGUUCGUCUUUGCAGACCAGGCGCCGCUGCAGGACCGGAGCACCUUUGGCGGCGGGUGGGACGCGACCAAGAGCCACACGGGCUGCUAUGACGAGGAGACGAUGCUCACCGCGCAGCAGGACUGGGUGAACGAGCCGCUACGAGCGUAUCGGUCGCUGGUCGAGGGCUGCCUCGGGUACCGGGCCGACCCAGAGAGGCCGGGCAUCGGCGGGGCGCAGGAGUCGCAGGACGAGGCGUUCUUCGUGGCCAUCAGCCAGCUGUGCGACUCGGUGUGGCUCGCGAGGUUGCUCGCGGACCAUACGAGGUACGAUCACAGGGAGGCCAUCGAGCAGAUCAGGAAGCCCACGCUUGUAAUCGCGGGACGGAAGUCAGGCUGUUUCCCACUGGAAGGGACCAAGGAGUCGGUGAGGCGGGUGAACGAGGGCAGCGGGCGGGACCUUGCCAGGUGGUCUGUCUUUGAGAGCGGCCAUUGGAUGUUCUACGAGGAGCCGGAGAGGUUUAACAAGGAGGUUGCGGAAUUUGUUGCUGACUGUGUGGCCGGGACGCAGUGA
Messenger RNA from Cryphonectria parasitica EP155, 960 nucleotides. Its product is annotated as alpha/beta-hydrolase. Bases 1 to 960 code for a protein of 319 amino acids. Lineage: Eukaryota; Fungi; Ascomycota; Sordariomycetes; Diaporthales; Cryphonectriaceae. The record is from RefSeq and is a predicted model, not a curated record. The transcript has a single exon.